CUGCAAGUAUGAGAGCGUACGCCGGGCAGCACAGUGCUGUGGGCUGAAAGAAGUGGGAGAAGAUGAGGAGUGGACAGUGUAUUGGACGGACUACUCGGUCUCUCUGGAGCGCAUCAUGGAUAUGAAGCGUUUUCAGAAAAUCAACCAUUUUCCAGGCAUGAUAGAGAUCUGCCGUAAGGACUUGUUGGCUCGCAACCUUAACCGCAUGCUCAGGCUUUUCCCCAAGGAAUACAAUAUCUUUCCCCGCACUUGGUGCCUGCCAGCUGACUACGGAGAUUUCCAGGCCUACAGAUGCACAAGGAAAACCAGAACAUUCAUCUGCAAGCCAGAGAGCGGCUGCCAAGGGAGAGGUGUCUUCAUAACACAUAAUUUAGAGGAGAUCAAGCAUGGAGAGCAUAUGAUCUGUCAGCAGUAUAUCUCUAAGCCUUUCCUUAUUGAUGGCUUUAAAUUUGACAUGCGUAUCUAUGUGCUGGUCACAUCUUGUGACCCGCUGAGGAUUUUUGUCUACAAGGAGGGUCUUGCCCGGUUUGCCACCAUGAGGUACAUUGAUCCCAGCAGCAGAAACCUGGUAAAAAAGGAUGAUAUCUGCAUGCAUUUGACCAACUAUGCCAUCAACAGACAUAAUGAAAACUUCGUCCAGGAUGACAUGAUGGGCAGUAAGAGGAAACUGUCCACCCUGAAUGCCUGGAUGACAGAAAACAGCUAUAACACAACAAAACUCUGGGAAGAUAUUGAAGAUAUUAUUAUAAAGACUCUUAUUUCAGCUCACGCUGUUGUGAAGCACAAUUACCAAAGCUUCUUUCCAAACCAUACUACUGGCUGCGCCUGCUUUGAGAUACUGGGUUUUGAUAUUUUGCUAGACAGAAAGCUGAAGCCAUGGCUGCUAGAGGUGAACCACUCUCCCAGCUUCAACACAGACUCUCGCCUAGACCGUGAGGUGAAGGAUGCUCUUCUCUGUGAUACCAUCAGCCUGAUAAAUGUGCAUGCCUGUAACAAAUGGAAGGUGCUGGAGGAAGACAGACAGCGGGCAAAGGAACGGCUCCUCCAGGCCCGUCAGACUCCCCGCACAUCCAGACGUGAGGAGUUAGAGAGCGACCAGGCUGCCUGGCUGGCUCAGGCAGAGAAGUAUGAGAACUCGCACUUGGGUGGUUACCGGCGCAUUUAUCCAGCAUGUGGAACAGAGAAGUAUGAGCCAUUUUUCAAGCAGAGCAGAUCCCUCUUCCAGGAAACAGCAUCAUCCAAAGCACGAGAGGAGUGUGCCAGGCAGCAACUGAAGGAAAUCCACCUGAAAAAAGAAAAGUUGGAAGCUCUUACCAGGAAGAAGAAAACAAAGAGGAAGGAAGACCUGCAUGGAGAGUCAGCUGGGGACAAAUCCCAGAUCCAUAAUAAAACCAGAGCUCCUACAACCCACCUCACCUACAGAAGCACAAAAGCAUGGGACAGAAAGAUACAGUGUGUGCAGUACGACUCUAUGCAACCCCAGAAUAUUGUGGAAUAUGAGGAGAAGAAAAGAGUCAAUGCUCUUCAGCGGCGUGAGAACCUUAUCCGACGCCUGGGCAUUAUAAAUAAGCUCUCCCAGCUGCUCCCCACAACCAACAGACCAGCUGACACCCAGAGGUCCUGCACCAUUAUCUCCAAGAGCCAGCCACAGUUUCUCUUGGAUGCCCUCAGAGGCCAGGACACUCACCACUUAGUGAUGCUCAUCCCGCUCUCGCCCCUGGGAGGUGCAGUCUGGCCUUUGGGACAGCAGCUUGUACACAAAUUUAGAGCCAAAGCCCAGCCACCAGCUGCCCUGGGCUCAGAUCCUGCCACCGCGGGCACCUUCUGCAUUCAAGGCCAGAGCAUCCUUUACCAUGAGCAGCACAAUGCACUGCAGGGCCUGCGGGCACAGGACAGGGGCUGGCUGUGGGGCCAGGCAGGAUGGACAGCAGCAGUUACCCAGCCCCGCACCGAACCCAAGGGGCUGCAGGCGAGAGGCCAGUGGCUCCCUGGUGCUGGAAACAAGGCAGAAGACUGUAAGUAUCACAUUCCCUUGAGUCUGUCUGCAUUGUGCGGGGAUCAAAUCGGUGGCCCGGGGCUGUGGGCAGCCAUGGGAGCUGUGGGAUGUUCCUGGGCUUGCCAGGAUAGGAGGAGUGGGUGGGCUGGAUGGAGCUUAGAAUCCCUGGGGUGCUCAGACCCUGAGGUGGGGAUGCUGUACUCUUCUCUGGGAACUGGUGGACACUGGAAGUCUCUGACUGAGGCUGGUAGUAUCCCAUUUGCAGGGGCAAGGAAGAAAGUGGGUUGUUUCCCAGUACCAAGGGUUGAUGUGUUGGGAGAGGGGAACGCGAGAAGCCCAGAAGUACUUGAGAGUAGGGUCAGAAGUGCAGCAGAUGGGACAUCUGAAGGGGCACAUUACCCCGCCUGUCGGACCCUGCCUACAGGGCUGCACCCACACUCCCACCACCUCUCCAUGUCUGCCUGUCCUCUUCCAGGUGAAGCUGGUGAGCUGUCCUUCCACUCAGGCAACUGUCCCCCGGGGUCCCCGGUCAGCACUGCGGAGGCCACAAGCGACGGCACCUUCAGCCACGUUGCAGCUCAGGAGCUCCCCAUCUCCGCUGCUCGCGUGAAGCACAUGUGUGCCUCGCGCCACGCCAGCGCCUCGCGCCACGCCAGCGCCUCGCACGCUCGCAGCCUGACAAGCGCAGCCCCGGUCCCGGCCAUGGCGGCGCUGCUGCGGCGCGGGCUGCGAGCGGUCGCGCUCCUCGCCGGGACCCCGCGGCGGACGGCGGCGGCGUGGACAGGGGACACGGAGCCACCGGACCCGGUGCUGGAGGAGGCCGAGAGGGCGCGGCGGCGGCGGGUGGCGGCACGGCUGCAGCGGCUGCGGCGGGAGCUGGGCGGGGAGCGCGGCCCCCCCGAGCGCACCCUGACCUGGCAGGCGAUGGAGCAGAUGCGGUUCCUGCGGCAGGAGCUGCCCGAGGAGUGGCCGCUGGAGCGCCUGGCCCAGGGCUUCGGCGUCAGCCCCGACGUGGUGCGGCGGGUGCUGCGGGGCCGGGGUUGCCCCCCGCCGCACCGCCGCCUGCGGCAGGACGCCAAGGCGCUGAGCGCCGCCCCGGGCCCGCCAUCGGCCGCCGGCGCGGAAGUGCGCGCCCCCGACGGGACGCUGCUGUACCGGCUGCCGCGAGGCCGGGGCGGGCCGGGGCCCGGCGCGCAAUAAACGGCUGGAGGGGACCCGCCUCCCGCGCCGUUUCCGCCGCGCCGGCCAUGGGCUCGGAGGCGGCACGGCUGCUGGCGGCGGCGGACUUCGCUGCCAGAAAGCACAAGGCGCAGCGGCGGAAGGACCCCGAGGGCACCCCCUACAUCAACCACCCCAUCGGUGCGGAGCCCUGCCGGGGGGGAGCCCCUGGACCCCCUCCCGACCCUGGGAGGGAGUCCCCGGGAUUCCCUUUCCACUGCCCCAGAGAGCUGCCCGGCCCCGGGACCCCCCGCCCCGGCCCCUGGAGUGAGCCGGGCCCCCUCCACCAUCCCGCAUCCGACUGCCGGCAGAGCUCCUGCAGCGCCCCCCCCCUCCGUAUUCGGCUAUGGGGGCCCCCCCCCACGCCGUCACCCCCCAGCGGACAGUGCCUAUGGAGGCUGCUGUCCCCACAGCCCCCCCCCGGCGGCUGCCAGCCCCCCGGACCUGCCUGCCCAAGGCUGUCACCCCACAGGAUGUGCCAGCGGGGUCUGCACCCCCCACCCCCCCAGCCCCGGGCACUGCCCAACCAGGGGGAUCACAGGGGACCCCUCGCUGCCCAUCUGUCACCCCUGCAAGCCACUGCCCUGGCCCGGACCUGCCUGCUGCCCCCCUGCACCCCCUCCCCACCUCUCUGCUCUGCA
Messenger RNA from Falco peregrinus (peregrine falcon), 3855 nucleotides. It is a transcript of the gene TTLL13, whose product is annotated as tubulin tyrosine ligase like 13. The record is from RefSeq and is a predicted model, not a curated record. Gene Ontology annotation, cellular component: cilium. Gene Ontology annotation, biological process: microtubule cytoskeleton organization; protein polyglutamylation. Bases 116 to 3196 code for a protein of 1026 amino acids. Lineage: Eukaryota; Metazoa; Chordata; Aves; Falconiformes; Falconidae. The transcript has 16 exons. Gene Ontology annotation, molecular function: tubulin-glutamic acid ligase activity; tubulin binding.